Panicum virgatum (switchgrass) is the source of this 2352-nucleotide messenger RNA. RefSeq names its product amino acid transporter AVT1I-like. Bases 316 to 1677 code for a protein of 453 amino acids. Gene Ontology annotation, cellular component: plasma membrane. The record is from RefSeq and is a predicted model, not a curated record. NCBI's taxonomy places the organism in Eukaryota, Viridiplantae, Streptophyta, Magnoliopsida, Poales, Poaceae. The transcript has 3 exons.
GUCUGGCACCGUGGAUCUCGACUCUCGAGCGCCGGCCGCGGCAGCGAGCCAGCGAGCCAGCGGCCUGCUCGAGUCGCGCAGUCCCGGUCGCCAACUCGGCGUGCUCCUCCGCCGCGCGCUCAAAACCAUCGCGGAUUCCUCGGUCUCUCACGUCCGGUCCGGUCCCGUCUCGUCCUGCCUGCCCACGGGCGGGGAAGAAAACACAACGCGGCCUUCGCUUAUCUACGGCUCGUGCUCCGCGCUCUGUUUUCUUCCGUUCCGGCCCAUCGCGUGCGUCCCAGCUGCUCAGCCGCGGCCGGAAACGCAAGGAAGAAGAUGGCCAUUAGCGGGGCGGCGUCGCGUGGCGCUGCCGACGGCGGCGGCUCGGCGGCCUCGCUGCCGGGCCUCGAGCACCCACUCCUCCACGCCUACGAGGCGCGCAAGGACCCCGCGGCGGCGGCCGACCGCGAGGCGCUGUGCUUCGGCCCGGACGCCGCCGGCGGCGCGAGCUUCGUGCGCACCUGCUUCAACGGCCUCAACGCCCUCUCCGGCGUCGGGCUGCUGUCCAUCCCGUACGCGCUGUCGGAGGGCGGGUGGCUGAGCCUGGCGCUCCUGCUCGUCGUCGCGGCGGCCUGCUGCUACACGGGCCUGCUCCUGCAGCGGUGCAUGGACGCGUCCCCGGCCGCGCGGGGGUACCCGGAGAUCGGCGAGCUCGCGUUCGGCCGCGGCGGCCGCCUCGCCGCGUCCGCGUUCCUCUACGCCGAGCUCUACCUCGUCGCCGUCGGCUUCCUCAUCCUCGAGGGGGACAACCUGGACAAGCUGUUCCCGGGCGCCAGCCUCGGCCUCGCGCUCGCCGGGGGCCGCCGCCUCGUCGUCGUCUCCGGGAAGCACCUCUUCGUCGUGCUCGUCGCCCUCGUCAUCCUGCCCACCACGUGGCUCCGGAGCCUGGGUGUGCUCGCCUACGUGUCGGCCAGCGGCGUCCUCGCGUCGGCCGUCGUGGUCGUCUGCGUGCUGUGGACCGCGGUGGCCGACGGCGUCGGGUUCCGGGCGCAGGGGAGGAUGCUCAAUGUCGGUGGCCUGCCAACGGCUCUCGGCCUGUACACCUUCUGCUACUGCGGCCAUGCCAUCUUCCCAACGCUCUGCAACUCCAUGAGGGAAAAGAAGAAGUUCUCCCAGGUGCUUGCCAUAUGCUUCGCCGCCUGCACCCUGAACUACGGAUCCAUGGCGAUCCUCGGCUACCUUAUGUACGGCGACGACGUCAAGUCCCAGGUGACGCUGAACCUGCCGGAGGGGAGGAUCAGCUCGAAGCUGGCCAUCUACACGACGCUCAUCAACCCGUUCUCCAAGUACGCCCUGAUGGUGACGCCGCUGGCGGCGGCGGUCGAGGAGAGGCUGCUCACCGCCGGCACCAAGAGCAAGAGGUCCUUCAGCGUAGCGAUCAGGACCCUCCUCGUCGGCAGCACGGUCGCCGUCGCGCUCGCCGUGCCCUUCUUCGGCCACCUGAUGGCGCUCGUGGGCUCGCUCCUCAGCGUCAUGGCCUCGAUGCUGCUCCCCUGCGUCUUCUACCUCAGGAUCUUCGGCGUGGCGCGGUGCGGCAGGGCGGAGGUCGCGCUGAUCGCCGCGAUCCUCGUUCUUGGCUCCCUGGUCGCCGCCACGGGGACGUACUCUUCUCUGAAGAAGAUUGUUCACGAGUUCUGAAGAAGACGUGAGUGUUUCAGCAGAUGUGUCUCAGACAAUAAUUGCAAGAUGUUGUCGAUGAGGCAGGGGAACAUGGAUGAUCUGCUGACGAGACACAAGACGAGCAGGGAGUCUGCUAGAUAUGGGCAUGUGUUGCUAUCCCAUCUUGAGGCAUGUACUUCUUUUGUAAGAGAAGCAUGUAGUCAUUUGCCAUUGUAGGAGGCUAGGAGCCUUAUUAGGUGGACACUCAACGAAAUCUGCUCCAAGAAGCAAGUAAAAUGAGGAACUUGUUUCAUUUGUUUAGUUGUCAGAAGAGCAGCGUUCGCUUACUACUUUCAGAAGUCCAGGCCAACGUGCUCAUACGGGACCGAUUUCCGUCUUACAGAGUCACUAGUGGAGAAACCGAAUUAGAAUCUUUCUCUGAGACUAAUUUUCGCAUUUCAAUCAGUUUAAUGUCGUAACUGUAUAUGAAACAGAGCUGAAUUGGCGCACUGAAGUGUCAGCACUAAAGAAGAAACAAGGGCAGCAGGCGCAAGCGCAACACAUAAUCAGACAUCUGAUUAGCUAAAGAAGCUUCAAGAAAUCGAUCGUCAUACAACACGCAUCGAUUCCGACACAACGGAGCGACAACAACCAUCCGUGUCACAUGGCUAAACCAAGCGCUACAGGGAAAAGUUAUUACAGUGUUUUCCAGGG